Messenger RNA from Mobula hypostoma (lesser devil ray), 2690 nucleotides. RefSeq names its product patched domain-containing protein 3-like. Gene Ontology annotation, cellular component: membrane. The coding region runs from base 30 to 2690 and encodes 886 amino acids. Lineage: Eukaryota; Metazoa; Chordata; Chondrichthyes; Myliobatiformes; Myliobatidae. The record is from RefSeq and is a predicted model, not a curated record. The transcript has 4 exons.
AAAUCUUCAAUUCUGAUACAGUAUUAGUGAUGGCUCAAUGUCAGACCGAUUGCAUUGAAAAACCGCUUUGUGUAGCAUUCAGGAAACUAGGAUAUUGUGUUGGUCAAAACCCCUGGCUGUUCUUGCUUAUACCUCUGCUUAUUUCUGGAGGAGUAGGAACAGGGUUUUGUUUCUUCAGUCAGAAUGAAAACAAUAACAUUGAGGAUCAGUUCACUCCUAUUAAAGGGGCUGCAAAAGCUGAGAGACAGUUCAUUAAAGAACAUUUUCCAACAAAUGAUUCUCAAUCCUUCUCUAGACAAAGACUUUAUGCAGAAGGGACAUUUGCUGCUUUUAUUGCAGUUUCAAAAGUUGGUAACGUCAUUACAAAAGCAGCAUUGAAAGAGAUUCUAUCACUUGAUAAAAAGGUCAAAGAAUUUAACUUUUAUAACAACGGCAGGACCUAUAAUUAUUCUAAUCUUUGUGCAAAAGUAGGAGAAACUUGUGUCUCAAGUGCACUUUUGGAUAUUUUGAAUUAUGAUCCUGGUGUGGUGGAGAGCAAGAAGAUGUACUACCCUAAAACAAAUCAGACAUUUAUAGGCACUGAAGUGGGUGGGAUUGUGUUAGAUGAAACUGGGACUUCCUUGAAAAAAGCUAAAGCUAUCCGGUUGCAUUAUCCUUUAAGAGAAGAUAAUGAAACAGACAAGAAACUCAGUUUACUUUGGAUCCAGAUGUUUCUUCAUGAAUUCCCAAUGGCACACACACAUUUAACACAUAUUGAGGUUUCACAUUUUACCUCUGUCUCAAGGCAAGAAGAAUUUGAAAAAAAUUCCAAAAGAAUUAUUCCUCUGUUUUCUGUCACAUAUUUACUUUCAGUAUCCUUUUCCAUCUUGUCUUGUAUGAGGCUUGACAAUGUGAGGAGUAAGUUCUGGGUUGCUGUUAUGGGAGUCAUAUCCGCUGGACUAGCUGUAUUAACUGGCUUUGGACUGCUGCUUUAUUGUGGAACAACGUUCGCCAUCAACACUGCCAGUGCACCCUUUUUGAUUCUAGGUAUUGGAGUAGAUGACAUGUUCAUUAUGCUUUCGAGCUGGCAAAAGACAAAAGUUAAAGAUAAAGUUGAAGAACGCUUGGCAGACACGUAUGCUGAAGCAGCUGUUUCCAUCACAAUCACCACAUUGACUGAUGUUUUAGCCUUUUAUAUUGGCAUCAUGACACCUUUUCGAUCUGUGCAAUCAUUUUGUGUUUACACUGGUACAACAGUUCUGUUCUGCUUUAUUUAUAACAUUACAUUUUUUGGAGCUGUUCUUGCACUGAAUGGGAGAAGGGAAGCCAGUAACAGGCACUGGCUGACAUUCAGAAAGGUUAACAAAGAUCCUAAACCAGGAGAAUCUACAAUGAGUGCCAUGUGUUGUGUAGGUGGGGCUUAUGAUCCGAAAACAGGUGCCGAAUCAGAACAUCCAGUCCACUACUUCUUUAAGGAAUAUUACGGUCCAUUCCUCACCAAUGGAUGGACCAAGACAGCUGUGGUUCUCCUGUAUUUGGGAUAUUUAGCUGGCAGUAUUUAUGGCUGUUUACAGAUCAAGGAGGGAAUUGAUCUCAGAAAUCUGGCCUUUGAUGAUUCAUAUGUGAUUCCGUUCUAUGAUGCGGAAAAAGAUUUUUUCUCAGAGUAUGGACCACGAGUCAUGGUCACUGUCACUGAAUCUGUAGAUUAUUGGAAUUCCACUGUUCAGGAUGAAAUAGAAGCUUGUAUGGAGAGACUAGAAAACAGCUCAUACGUAGACCGUGAGUUGUCAGAGUCUUGGCUUCGAGCACACAUGGACUUUUCUAAAAAAAUGUAUAUAGAUAUAAAAGAGAAAAGUACAUUCAUUGGAAACUUAACUAAAUUAUUUAAGUUUGUUCCUACUUUUCAACAAGACAUUGAGUUCUCACAAGAUAAAAUAAACAUUAGAGCAUCAAGAUUUUUCAUUCAAAUUGUGAAUGCCAGUGAUUCAUUAGAUCAGAAAAUGAUGCUGAUUGAAUUAAGAGAUUUGGCAGAGGAAUGCAGAAUCCCUUUACUCGUGUACCAUCCUGCUUUCAUCUACUUUGAUCAAUUUCUCGUGAUUGUGACUAACACAAUUCAGAAUAUAAUCAUAGCAACAAUUGCCAUGUUGAUUAUUUCUUUAUUAUUAAUACCUAAUCCUAUUUGUUCACUAUGGGUGACAUUUGCAAUUGUAUCAGUUUUGGUCGGUGUAUCUGGCUUUAUGGCUUUCUGGGGUGUAAACUUAGAUUCUAUAUCUAUGAUUGACCUGGUCAUCUGCAUUGGUUUCUCAGUCGACUUUACAGCUCAUAUUUCAUAUGCUUUUGUUUCAAAUAAUAGAGGAAGUGCCAAUGGACGAGCUAUUGAUGUGCUACACACUCUUGGCUACCCUGUAAUCCAAGGGGCUUGUUCAACAGUAUUGGGUGUUGUUAUAUUGUCCAUAGCAGCAAGUUACAUAUUCAGAACAUUUUUUAAGAUUAUGUUUCUUGUCAUAUUUUUUGGUGCAGUUCAUGGCAUUGUAUUUAUGCCAGUGUUUCUGACUUUUUAUCAAAUUUGUGGCAACUGCAAUAAUGAUAACUCAAAAGAAGUUAAAGAGAGUGAAAGGAGAAGCCAGGGCAGAAAUCUCCACACCUAUCAUUAUGUUCAUCAUUGUAAAGUAAAUCUAGACCCUUCUAAAGAAUUAACAGAAAUAUCAUAA